Mustela erminea (ermine) is the source of this 6677-nucleotide messenger RNA. RefSeq names its product synapsin III (gene SYN3). Gene Ontology annotation, biological process: neurotransmitter secretion. The transcript is spliced from 14 exons. The coding region runs from base 541 to 2277 and encodes 578 amino acids. The record is from RefSeq and is a predicted model, not a curated record. Lineage: Eukaryota; Metazoa; Chordata; Mammalia; Carnivora; Mustelidae. Gene Ontology annotation, molecular function: ATP binding. Gene Ontology annotation, cellular component: synaptic vesicle; synaptic vesicle membrane.
UUAAUAAUUCUGUGGCAGCAGACAGAGCUAUUUUUUUUUUUUUUCCAUUCCUCUUCUGUUAGGUGUGAGUAUAAAGCCCAGCUCAGCAGAUUGUUGCCCUUCUCCUUCCAAUAAACAGCAGCAUCUUCCUCCUUACCUCUUUCCAAGCAGAGCACAUGUCUCCGUAGUACUACAGAGGAGGAGGAGGAGGAGGGAGAAGGGGAGGAGGAGGAGGAGGAGGAGGAUCAGGAUCCUUUAGGGAAGAGAGAACCCUUUCAAAGUUCCACGCGGCAGUCUCUCCUUGCCACUGGGGACAGGCACAGCCCCUGCUGCUCUGGCCUACAAAUGUCCCACUGGAUGAAUUGCUAAACUGUCACCUGCUACUGAGCAUUGUUCAACCUGGCGGGAUCCUCAGAACCGGGAGGUUAGCAAAGACAGCUGAAGUCGACUUGUGCAGGAUUCCCCUGGCUCUUCUGUGACCUCCUCUCCCUGGUAGCCUGUGUUCUGGGCCUCACCUAAACAAGUCUGAGUAGGAACAAGCCAUCUCUUCCAUCCAUAGCCAUGAAUUUCCUCCGGCGGCGCCUCUCCGACAGCAGUUUUGUGGCCAACCUGCCCAAUGGCUACAUGACAGACCUGCAGCGCCCAGACAGCUCCACCAGCUCUCCUGCUUCCCCAGCUAUGGAGAGGAGGCACCCCCAGCCCCUGGCAGCCUCCUUCUCCUCUCCAGGAUCCAGCCUCUUUAGUUCCUUCUCCAGUGCCAUGAAGCAGACCUCACAAGCCCCCUCAGGGCUGAUGGAGCCUCCAGGUCCCUCUGCUCCCAUUGUUCAAAGGCCCAGGAUCCUAUUGGUGAUCGAUGAUGCCCACACAGAUUGGACCAAGUAUUUUCAUGGAAAGAAGGUGAAUGGAGAGAUUGAGAUCCGAGUAGAGCAGGCUGAAUUCUCAGAGUUGAACCUAGCUGCCUAUGUUACUGGGGGCUGUAUGGUGGACAUGCAAGUCAUGAGAAAUGGGACCAAGGUUGUGAGAUCCUUCAAACCAGACUUCAUCCUGGUCCGUCAGCAUGCCUACAGCAUGGCCCUGGGUGAAGACUACCGAAGCCUGGUCAUUGGCCUCCAGUAUGGAGGGUUGCCUGCUGUCAACUCUCUCUACUCCGUCUACAACUUCUGCAGCAAGCCCUGGGUGUUCUCUCAACUCAUUAAGAUCUUCCAUUCCUUGGGUCCUGAGAAGUUCCCACUUGUGGAACAAACAUUCUUUCCCAACCAUAAGCCAAUGCUCACAGCGCCCCACUUCCCUGUGGUGGUCAAGCUGGGACACGCCCAUGCCGGAAUGGGAAAGAUCAAAGUAGAAAACCAGCAUGACUACCAGGACAUCACCAGCAUGGUGGCUAUGGCCAAAACCUACGCCACCACUGAGGCCUUCAUUGACUCCAAGUAUGACAUCCGCAUCCAGAAAAUCGGAUCCAACUACAAAGCUUACAUGAGAACCUCCAUCUCUGGAAACUGGAAGGCCAACACAGGCUCUGCCAUGCUGGAGCAGGUGGCCAUGACAGAGAGGUACAGGCUGUGGGUGGACAGCUGCUCAGAAAUGUUUGGCGGCCUGGACAUCUGCGCCGUCAAGGCCGUCCACAGCAAGGAUGGCAGAGAUUACAUCAUUGAGGUGAUGGAUAGCUCAAUGCCCUUGAUUGGGGAGCACGUGGAAGAGGACAGACAGCUGAUGGCUGACCUCGUCAUCUCCAAAAUGAGCCAGCUCCUGAUGCCAGGUGGCACAGUGCCCUCGCCCCUGAGGCCUUGGGCUCCGCAGUCCAAACCAGCAAAAUCCCCUGGGCCAGCCCACAUGGGACCUCUACUUGGACAGCCCCAGCCACGGCCACCUACACAAGGGGGCCCUCGCCAAACUCCGACCCAGGCGCCCGUGCGAUCCGGAAGCCCGUCCCAGCAGCGGCUCUCCCCGCAAGGCCAGCAGCCCCUGAGCCCACAGUCCGGAUCUCCGCAGCAGAGAUCACCAGGCUCUCCGCAGCUGUCCCGGGCAUCCAGUGGCACGUCUCCAAACCAGGCCUCCAAGCCAGGCGCCCCCCUCACCUCCCAGGCCCGGCCCCCCGUUCAAGGCCGAAGCGUCUCCCAACAGGGUGAAGAGUCCAAGAAGCCAGCACCACCUCAUCCUCAUCUCAACAAAUCCCAGUCCCUGACGAACAGCCUCAGCACAUCUGAUGCUUCCCAGCGCGGGACCCCAAGUGAAGACGAGGCCAAGGCCGAAACCAUCCGCAACCUGAGGAAGUCCUUUGCCAGCCUGUUCUCGGACUAAGCCAGCCGGGGCUGGGACAGGGGAGUGCUCCGUUCCGCUCGCCCUUCUCCUGUCUCACCUUCCUUCUCAGCCUUGGUUCCCGAUGGGAACAGAAUGGAGGGCCUGAGAAUAUACUCUCUAAAUGCCUUUGACCCAGGAACCGAGUAUGUAUACGUGUCCCCCCCCACCCCUUUACCAUGACAUUCCAGCGUCAGCCAACUCAGUGGUGGGCCUUUGAGAGCCUCCAGGUUCCUCAGAUCAGGCCCUAAAGGCAUCACAUCACCCUGCCCGCCCACAUGCUUGCUCCCCUGCCUUAGAUAACCAAGUGAAAUGUCUGUGUGUGGCUAGUUUUCACAUUUCUUGUUAGUGUUUUGCUUGCCUUCCGGCAAAGGCCCCCUCUAGGCCUGGCCUGCCUUCCAUCAGGUGCAGGCACUGGGACCUCAGUGACAUUGGAGGCAAUAAUCCUCUGACAGUGCUUUGCAAACAGAAGGAGAAAAGCCCAGCCGGGGUACCUACCUACCCAUGCUAACUCCAUCCAGGCUCAAGAUCACCCCUCAGACCAGCCAGGCUGAACCCCAUCCCACGUGGCCACCGGUGGGAUCUAGAGAACCGUGGAAAGGAAUCAGAUCCUGUGUGACAAGUGGGGCCUUCCGGAACACAACGGAAAUGGAGGGGAAGUCUUGAAGAGCUGCUCACGCCCAGAUUGGACAGCCAAGAGCAGACCACAGGUUCUUCGAUGAAUCAUCUCUAGUUCCAAGAGGAGGAAAAUGCCUUCCACUUCCCAAGGUGGGAGUCAGCUUGGGGCUCCUCCAGCCAUUCUGUGUUACACCACGAGUAACUCUGAAUUCCCUCCAGGAACGCUGUCCCCUCCUCCAAGAUAGAGGACGAGCCAGAGAGAGUCCGCGGAUCAAUGGCUCAGGCUGAGAAAGGGCUGUGACAGCAACUUCGAGGCUGGCAUGUCAGGGACUGUUGUCAGCAAGGCACGGUAGGUUACUCAGUUAUAAAAGAGUCCCAUGCUCAAAUAUGUUUAGGAAACACUGUUUCUAUUUCUUGCUUUGAAGUUGGUAGUACCCAUUACAUGUCAAAGGCCCUCCGGCCUCCUGCAGUAAAGAAAUGAGCUUUCACCUUGCUUAACCCAAACUUAUCUGACAAUACCAGUUCCCUGCAGAGCUGGCAGAGGUCCCGACUCCUUUCCCAAAGCUCUGUCCCUACAUCAGACUGCCUCCCGUGAUCAGACGGGGUGCAGGGCUGCCCCCAGUUCCCACGUACCCGGUGCUAUAAACAUUGCAGGUGCCAGAACCAGCCUCCUGGGCUUGAAAAGAGCCCAGGACGUUAGAACAUAGCCACCGCUCUCCCCUUACAGCCUACCUUGCGACUUGAGACACGUCUUCCCCUCCCUGUUGACAGAAAGAGAGAGGGAGGUGACACUGAACUUGUCCUUGGCCUGGAGCUACAUUCUAGAGGAGAGGAAGCUUGCAGGACAGGGUGUACCACCACCACCAAGCCCACGUGAUUGGAAGAUCAGGAACACAGAAACCACCCGAGGCAAUCAUCACUCACAUGCACGGGAGAUUCAGAUCUGAAAAAGUCAACCUCACUUGAUUCUCACUUAGUAAUUAAUCAAAUGCAACCCAAAACACACAACAGAGGGGUCAUAGGCCCGACAAAGUUUCUUGAAGUGUGGGCGCAGCUAGCUUCAUUUCAGACCAAAGGAGUCCGGAUUUCUGGUCGUAAGGCCCAGACCCUGUGCUGGUCAGUCUCCCCGCGUAGUUCACGUGCACAUGGAAGCGCAUACUGAGGUCAGCCCAGCAGCCCCUGCUGAGCGGCGUGGGAAGGCCACGCGGUGAGAGCAGCACUGGUAGGGAUGCUGUACACCCAGGGAUCCAGAUUGGACAGCCAGAUUGGACAACCCAAUGCUGUACACCCAGGGACCCAGCCCUCAGCCCUUGGUGAGCAGAACCCGUGGUUCCAUGAACAGGAUUGCCUGGCUGAAAUGUUCCCAUUUCCCUAUAAUCUGUCCCCUCCCUAAAAACAUCUCCACUUUCAAGCUCGAGCUCCCAGAUACUCCAGCUACAGUAUCGCACACUUUUCUCAUCCGGCCAGGCAUCCCAAUUUCUAGAACCGUGCACACAUGAUCCGUGACAAUAACACCACAGCCAGCACAUCGGAAGCAAUCUUCCACUGGAAAAUUUGAGCAUUGAGACCAAGUGUGGUCUUGGCAAGAGCGCGGAGCCCCAAAACGGGCUGUUUGCUCACAUAGGCUGGCACGUGCCCCUUCCAAAAUUUCACCUUUCAUAGCUGUGACAUUUUGGAAUGGGAAAGGACAAAAGGAAGUGAGGAAGGGCGUCACUCUGUGGAGGUUCUGAAAGGUUGUAUGUGGUUUUGCUUUCGACCCAAGGGAAGCCUAGCAUUGUCCCUCCAGGUUGACUUAGUGAGGCUGAAACUUGAGGAAGAGCCCUUUGGUUUGUGCUAAAGUGACGCACAAAAGGGUUUGAAGGAGGUAGCCUCAGGGGACACUGUCACCAGCACGAGAGAAUACCGUGGUCUUCCUCCUGUGGCCUUGGUGAGAUGGUUCUGUGGCUUAGGUGUAAAGUUGGCUUUCCAGGGACACUGAGUAUACACACCGUCUCUCUUCCAUUACCCCCCGGGGUUCUCCUCACCAUCACUGCUCUCCCUCCGAACGGUCAUGCCUGCGGAGGAGGCAGGGAGGACGGGCCCUCACUCUCACGGCCGCAAACACCGUAGCAAGGCCCGGGGGGCCGCCUCCUGACAUUCCCUUGGAGUCUGCGGUGGAAGGAGCCCUGGGGAAAUCAAGCUGGCGAAGGCAGCCUGAGGAGCAGCUACGGGAGUCAAGCACGCGGCACACUGCUUGGCGCACAGGUAUCCAGGACAUGUUUUAGGUACUAGUAAAAUGUACACAAAGUGUGAAGAUUGGAGAAAAUGGCUGUCUUCAGAAGAGCCUCCAUGCGAGGAAGUCACUUGCCCAGGAAAAGAAUCAGAGUCUGAAAAGGAAUGGGGGCAGAAUCAGGAGGCCAGGAGGCCGCCCCUAUGGGGCACGUGGCCAGGGGGGCAGGGGCGGCCACAGGGGUACUAGGGCCAGGAGCCGGCAGGCAGCCGACUGUGCAUCGGCACAGUCAGAAGAGGCCGUGGCGAGUGGACCAGGACAAUACGAUGGCUCAUACAGCAGAGACCAAGACUGAGGCCCCGUGCAGACCACGCAUCACACCAGAGUCCAGCAAAGCCUCGCAGACAGCCGCCCCCCACCUUUCACAGGCAUACUGGGUCCCUUUGGAGCCCGCCCCUCCCAGCACCAGGGAGCAGACAGCUCAUGCUUCACUCGGCGUCAUGGGACAGGUCAGGGGCUCAUUCUGCUUUACGUGUUUAGCACGGGUGAGAGGACACGGGUCAGAGUCAGAGCUGAAGCCGGUUAAGUCAGGCAGGCGGAGGCAGCAGUCGUGGAAUCAGCUGGAGGACUAGCUCAGAGCCUAAGUGCACUUUCCUUGUAUCAUGCGCUUUCUUCAUGCUGGAGAGCACACCAGCUGGUUACUAACCCUACUGACAAGUCAGAAGCUGUCCCCGACUCCCAUGCAGUCAGUGAUAAAAUUCCGAGGUUCAGUCUAAAUUGGACUCUAAGAGAAAGCAUUUGGGGUUUGGUUGGAGAUGAAUUGGAAGUUUGGGCAACAAGCAAGUCAGAUCGGUCCAUUAACCAAACAGAAUGCACAAAGGGCGCAGAGGCUCCCUUGUGUGUCCACACAAAAUAGAUGACAAAAUAGACAAAAUGGAUGAGAUCAGGACUCUUAGAUGCUGGGCUGAGAGCUCUCUCGACCGGCCAGCCGAGAGGAAGAGGAGAAUGGCCAGGACGUGAUUUCUGAAAUCAGGGCAGCAUUCCUUUAAGGGAAAACCAAUCAAAAAUGCAAUGUUCCUUGUACAAUGCACGUGUGUGAAUCCUUUAAAUUCCCCCCUUGCCUUCCAUGGUUUGUGUUCCGAUUACUCGGUCUUCCCACUUGUGGUUCCCAUUUCCAAACUCUCACCGUGUCGGCAUCUGCUACCUGCGGUCUUCCGCUGCAUCUCGGGCAGAAGCAAGUUAGCGCUUGGCAGCCACCACCUGGGGAAGGAGAACGGGAAGGCCUGGCGCCUGCCCCGAGCCCAGGGAGCAAAGGGUGGAGGGUCGGGCUCCGUCAAAGUAAGAAUUACUGAGAUCUGAGGCUAAGCAGUGAUCUCAGAACCUGGAGUGCCAAGAGUGAGAGGACAAAAUUAACCAUUUUUACAGAGGGAAUCACAAAACCUUCCAUCGGAGGGAGAGGAUACCUCCCAUGAUUUGCUGUCCAGCCAUGCCAAACCGAAUCUUCCAUUUAUAAAGAGAAGGGGAGGGGGCGCUCCUGGGUGGCUCAGUCAGUUAAGUGUCUGCCUUUGGCUCAGGU